UUCUCUCUCUUGAGCUUUUUGUAGUUUCCCACUCUCUCUCUCCUCUCUCUUUCUCUCUCUACAUUCAGACGCAUAUAUCCAUUUGUAACGGAAGUCACAAAAAAUUGUGGAUGUUAUGAGGUCUCUGUUUUAUCUUUAUUUUCUUUUGAAGUCUAGCGUUUUUCAGGCUGAGGCCUUAAAUAAUUCUAAGCUCUGGGAGUUUGUAGACUUGCAGAUAAAUCUAUUCCUCUCAUUUAGAAGCUCGUUCCCUCUAAUGGAGCUUUCUGGAGAUGAUCGAGUAUAACCGCCGCUAGUUUUUGAGUUUGUUUUUCACUUGCGUGGGCACAUUUAAUGAAGAUUGAUUGCUUAUCACUUUUUUGGUAAUCUUUCUUCUCAAUUCCCAAGCCGGUCAUCAUAUGCACACGCAUGGAUAUGGUGAUGCCUUAUGCAAUAAAAAUUGAUCGGUAGUGAAGAGUGUAUUGCGGUAUAAAAGCAAUGAACAAUUAUACAAUGAUGGAGGGUUGUGGGGGUAGAUCUUUCCUGAGGAAUCCAAGGGUCGAGAAUUUCUUUGAAAGAAGGGACAAUUUCAAGGUGGAAAAAUCUGAAGUUCACUCCAAGGAAGCAGUGGGAUUAAAGACCAAUAACAUGGCUUAUUUCGAUAAUGACAGUUGGGUUGCAGCCGCAAUUUCAUAUCUAAGAAUCAUCGUUUGUUUUCUCUCAAUGAUGGUUACAACUUUUGUAUGGGCAGUACUGAUGGUUUUUUUGCUUCCCUGGCCUUAUCUGAGGGUCAAGCAAGGGAAUGUCUAUGGGCAUGUGACUGGGAGGAUGCUGAUGUGGAUUUUAGGGAAUCCAAUAACAAUAGAAGGCAUUGAAUAUUCAAACUUGAAGGCUAUUUAUAUUUGCAACCAUGCAUCUCCUCUCGACAUUUUCCUUAUUAUGUGGCUCACUCCUACAGGGACUGUUGGCAUUGCGAAAAAGGAGAUUAUAUGGUACCCUCUCUUUGGACAGCUCUAUGUGUUAGCAAAUCAUCUCCGUAUUGAUCGUUCAAACCCCUCUGCUGCCAUAGAAUCAAUGAAGAAGGCUGCACAAGCCAUCGUGAGCAAUAAUCUAUCCUUAGUCAUCUUUCCAGAAGGCACUCGUUCAAAAACUGGAAGAUUAUUGCCAUUCAAAAAGGGAUUUGUUCACAUGGCAUUGCAAUCUAAACGGGCAAUAGUUCCAAUUGUGCUGACGGGUACCCACAACGCAUGGAGAAAGGACAGUUUGCAUGUGAGACCUGCACCUCUAACUGUUAAGUAUCUUCCCCCGAUAAGUACCGAUAACUGGACUGAGGACAAGAUUGAUGAGUACGUAAACAUGGUGCACAAUUUGUAUGUGGAGCACCUUCCUGAUACUCAGAAACCUCUGAUGUUGGAGUGUAAGGAUCACUCUGAGCACUAAAAGCCACGACUCAGCUUCAAUUCACAAGUUUUUGUGAUUUAUUUUACUCUAUGAAAUUUUUAAGGAAAAAUAAUUUGUGCAUUGUAGAGAAUUUGUAAAUGGUUUAACUUUAUCCUCUUCUUUGCUU
Amborella trichopoda is the source of this 1543-nucleotide messenger RNA. Its product is annotated as 1-acyl-sn-glycerol-3-phosphate acyltransferase. Gene Ontology annotation, molecular function: 1-acylglycerol-3-phosphate O-acyltransferase activity. Gene Ontology annotation, cellular component: membrane; endoplasmic reticulum. The record is from RefSeq and is a predicted model, not a curated record. Gene Ontology annotation, biological process: phosphatidic acid biosynthetic process. NCBI's taxonomy places the organism in Eukaryota, Viridiplantae, Streptophyta, Magnoliopsida, Amborellales, Amborellaceae.